CAGAACCGGACUGCAGACAACAUCCCGCAUACCAUGCACACCGCUGGUCCUUGAAUAUAAAUGAGCUGCACAAAGCCCCUACUAUUCUGCAGCGUGGCUCAGACUCGUCUGCUCAGAACAAAUCUCCUGAGUCCAGCUCAGUCCCGGCUACACUGGCUGCGCCGAUCUCGCCAUACGUCCUCCCAAGAGCGCCAUCUUCCUCGCAUAGCGCAAACUUCCAUAUGGGACUCGAUCAUUCCCAGAGCAUUUCGGGGCAGACCCAAGCCCCGCGAACAGUCUAUGCAGAAUAAACCCACAAAUCCAGCGACAUACUUCAUUUGGAUCUACAUUCUGAUCGGCUCCCAAGCCAUUCGAAUCAUGGGUGUGAAGAACGAAUUCACGACUUUUUCUCGCCGAGCGGAUCACAAGAUAGAAAAGCUUAGGGAGGUCGUCACAAGGCUGCAGAAUGGCGAAGAAGUGGACGUAGAGAAGAUCCUGGGCACCGGAGAUGAAAAACAAGAGCGUGAAUGGGAAGAAGUGUUGGAAGAACUUCAAAGGGAGGACAGAGUUUGGCAGAGCAACAAGAAGAAAAGUCGAGAAGUGAAGGAACGCCUGGCCAAAGAAGAACAAGAUGCCAAUCCCGUCAACGAUGUUCAGGACAAAGCUCUGGCUGCUGACCCGUUCCCUUCAUCGUCUACCGUUGCCGUGCCACGAAGUCCUGGAUUUUACUGAAAGUCUCGGACGCGUGUGCACAGCCGAUGUAAGCGAGAACGAAUCGAGAAUAUCCCAGCGGAAGGGGUAUAUCAAGCUGAGAUUGGUCCGCGGAACACACGCCGAUUAGACCUGCACACGGCCAAAGGUCACCUUGCAGUACCCUUUGCUUUGCGCCUCUUAUGAGCGCACCGAAGCUUGAUUCUCAGCUCACAGCCUCUUCACCACAAAGCCGAGUCGAGGGAAGUGCAUGCGAAGACCAUUCUGCAGCUCGAUGACUAUCUCUCGCCUUCUGAGGCCCACUAGUGAGCCCUCCUGUGGUCUGCUCCAGGUUUGGCACUGUGUGCUAAUGUCGACCGGUGGAUUUUUGCGCCAUUGAUAGGGUAACUUACUCGUCAGUGGUACCGACUGAGACAUGCAUUCCUGCUUGCAGACUGGUGGGGUCCACAGAAUCAAUGCCGAUAUCGUUCGCCGCAUAGCCCCUGCUCAAGGACUUUUGCUUCGGGUGCUCUGCACUGAUCUUCUCGGCGCCAUUCUCAGCGGCGUGGAGUGGAAGUCCAUUGAUCCAAGCGUGGACUUUCGGAAAAUCCUUGGCCGAAAAGCCUGGUUCGCUCUAUACGUCCAUUGUCUGCAACACCAUUUCAAUCAUCCAACUUGCAUGGAUAUCGGCAAUGGAGCAUCCGUCCCCUCCGAUUCAUGGCCCGUUCGCCAGAAAGUCGUUCUCGAUAUCGUCCAACAUUUGGUGGAACUCAGCCAGCGCACUGAGCCGUAGUUCCUCAUAGUCUGGGCGGUUGAAGACAGAGAAUAAUUCUUUGUCUUUAAGAAAUUCCGCGCUCAUCUCUUCACGGGCACAAGUGGGAGAGAGACCCAAAGCUUACGAUACCCGAAAGCUCCGUACGCAUGAUCAGCCGGACUUUGGGCAAGAGCUGCCGCUUUUGUUGGGAAGACGGUCUGCACAGCUUCUACGAAGACGCGAUUGUCGGCAUAGAAAUCGCGGCCUAUGGCAUUGACGGGGAUGCGUCUGUACGUGAUGUCUAGGUCAGUAAGGAUAGGACACGGCCUCACAAAGGGCCGUUCGCAAACCUGGAGCGGGAUGCGAGACGAUGACAAAAGAUGUCGGAUUUUUCGCGCGUUCGGCGCGAAUUGGUAGUCAUAGAGGACUACGGGACGUUCUGAAAUGCCGUUCAUCUUGGACAGCUGGGGCAAGAGGGUUGCUAUACUUGCAUCUCUUGAACGAAUGGAUCCUGCUGUCAAGGUCAGAGUCAUCAUUAUGCCUCUCGUUGCAGCCUGCUUGAUAUUUCUCCUUUCCGCAGUACGUCUCCUUUGAGGGGAGAGAUCAGUCAGAAGAUCUGGGCGGGGAAAGGGUCUAUUCACAGCCCUCGGAUACGCUGUUGUCAAUAUGAGCCUCUUCUAUCGAGGUUGCAACUCUCCUAUUAGCUGAGGCGCUGUAUUUGGGAGAUAAGUUGUGUCGUUGACUGUCAUGUUCAUGUAGCUCGGGAAGACGUCGCCAACUUGGAUGGAGUUGGUGCUCCUUGGAACAGGAACCCUGCUGCCAGCUAUGCUCCUCUCGGCAGCGUAUCCCGUGCAUGCCAUGUUCCUGUAGAUUACUCGGACAUGUAGCAGGUGUAUCAGGACAUUGGCCCUUGUUUUCUGGUUGUCCAGCAGUGUCUUUAAGCUCUCUGUCGUUCUUGAUAUGGAAUGUCUAA
This is a messenger RNA of Cladophialophora immunda, 2396 nucleotides long. RefSeq lists its product as uncharacterized. The transcript has a single exon. NCBI's taxonomy places the organism in Eukaryota, Fungi, Ascomycota, Eurotiomycetes, Chaetothyriales, Herpotrichiellaceae. The record is from RefSeq and is a predicted model, not a curated record. The coding region runs from base 61 to 711 and encodes 216 amino acids.